AUGCGUGACCGCAUCGCCGGCCAUGUGGUCCACGCGCGCAACAGGAGAGCGGGCGGGUCCACGAGUUCCGCGGGAGAGGGUAGGCUGGGUGACGUGCGCGGUGAGGGGAUUAAAGUGAAGCUUUUUCUUUUUUUUUCCAGGUACCUUCUUUACCAUCAUUGGAAGAAUACUGCCUACAAGAGCCAUCCUCUUCUUAUAAGGGUGAAAGCAGACUCACUCAAGAAGAUCAAAUACAUAAUGAAGCGUCUAAGUAAAGAGAAUGUGAAGCCCUCAGGCCGUCAGAUAGGGAAGCUGAGCCACAGUAAUCCCUGUUUCCUCUUUGACUACAUCCUGUCCCAGAUCCAGACUUGGGACAACCUUAUUGUGCCAGUGGUGGACUCACUCAAGUACCUCACCAUGCUGUCCUAUGAUGUCCUUGCCUACUGUGUUAUUGAGGCUCUUUCCUCGCCUGAAAAGGAUCGUAUGAAGCAUGACGGCACCAGCAUCUCAAUGUGGUUGCAGAGCCUCGCCAGCUUCUGUGGAGCUGUCUUCAAGAAGUACUCCAUUGACCUGACAGGGCUUCUUCUUCAGCUUGUGGCCAACCAGCUGAAGGCUGAGAGAAGCCUGGACCUGCUGGUACUCAAAGAAAUAGUACAGAAAAUGACUGGCAUUGAGUCUACCGAGCAGGCCACUCAAGAUCAACUGGAGGCGAUGUGUGGAGGAGAGCUCCUCAGGCUGAGGAAUGAGGGCAAGAGGGCUUCUGAGAAAAUCCAUGGAGGCUACUUCCACCAGUUGAGAAACACCAAGAAGUCGUCGCAGCGGCUGAAGGAUUCGUUGCUAGAGCAGGACUUGGCACUUCCCCUGUGUCUGCUUAUGGCCCAGCAGAAGAACUGCAUCCUCUACAGGGAACAGGAAGCCUCACAUUUGAAGCUCGUCGGCAAGCUGUAUGACCAGUGCCAGGACACGCUUGUGCAGUUCUGCAGCUUCCUCUCAAAGCUGAGCACCGAAGAGUAUGCAGGCAGGCUACCUUCAGUGGACCAGCUUCUGUCUAAAUUCCACGUCCAGGCAGACGUGGCUUUCUUCCUGGCAAGACCCAUGUUUGGACACCAGAUCACUUUGAAAUUUGAUGAAGCCAAGAGAAAGACAAGAGCUUCAAAACACUGGCAGCGGCACAAAAGCUCCAGCGCUACGUAGACGCUGUGGACCAAGUGAUGUCCCAAGUCGUCGAAAACGUCAGGCCACUGCAUCCAGCAAAGACAUGGGAAGACCUAAGCCCACAGUUCUAUGUGACCUUUUGGUCGCUGUCCAUGUAUGACCUCUACGUCCCCACAUCUAGCUACCAACGUGAAAUGCAGAAGCUGAGAG
This is a messenger RNA of Rhipicephalus sanguineus (brown dog tick), 1344 nucleotides long. RefSeq names its product THO complex subunit 2-like. Gene Ontology annotation, biological process: mRNA export from nucleus; mRNA processing. The record is from RefSeq and is a predicted model, not a curated record. Gene Ontology annotation, molecular function: mRNA binding. Gene Ontology annotation, cellular component: THO complex part of transcription export complex. NCBI's taxonomy places the organism in Eukaryota, Metazoa, Arthropoda, Arachnida, Ixodida, Ixodidae.